This is a messenger RNA of Mustela lutreola (European mink), 1826 nucleotides long. It is a transcript of the gene BEND5, whose product is annotated as BEN domain containing 5. Gene Ontology annotation, biological process: negative regulation of DNA-templated transcription. Bases 182 to 1447 code for a protein of 421 amino acids. The transcript is spliced from 6 exons. The record is from RefSeq and is a predicted model, not a curated record. Gene Ontology annotation, molecular function: DNA binding. Lineage: Eukaryota; Metazoa; Chordata; Mammalia; Carnivora; Mustelidae.
GAGCAGCCGAUUGGCAGAGCGGUGCUUUCAGGAACAAUAACAGUGGGGGGAGCACGGGUCCCGGGGAGCCGCCCCCGCCCCCCGGCCCGGCCGCGCGGCUCGCGCCCCCCGCCGGGUCCCCACCUCCGCGCCCGCCCCGCGGGCUGACCGGCCCGACCGGGGCCCGCCCCCGGCGCCCACCAUGUACGCCUUUGUGCGGUUCCUGGAGGACAACGUCUGCUACGCGCUGCCAGUGUCGUGCGUGCGCGACUUCAGCCCCCGCUCGCGGCUGGAUUUUGACAACCAGAAGGUGUACGCCGUGUACCGGGGUCCGGAGGAGCUGGGCGCCGGGCCCGAGAGCCCCCCGCGCGCCUCCCGCGACUGGGGCGCGCUGCUGCUCCACAAGGCCCAGAUCCUGGCGCUGGCAGAAGACAAAUCUGAUCUUGAAAACAGUGUGAUGCAGAAGAAAAUAAAAAUCCCCAAACUUUCUCUCAAUCAUGUAGAAGAAGAUGGGGAGGUUAAAGAUUAUGGGGAUGAAGAUUUACAGCUUAGACACAUCAAGAGACCCGAGGGGCGGAAGCCGAGCGAAGCGGCGCAUAAGAGCAUUGAGGCCGUGGUGGCCCGGCUGGAGAAGCAGAACGGCCUGAGCCUGGGCCACAGCACGUGUCCGGAGGAGGUCUUCGUGGAGGCCUCGCCGGGCAUGGAGGACAUGGACAGUCUGGAGGAUGCCGUCGUGCCCCGGGCUCUGUAUGAGGAGCUGCUGCGCAACUACCAGCAGCAGCAGGAGGAGAUGCGCCACCUCCAGCAGGAGCUGGAGCGGACUCGGAGGCAGCUGGUCCAGCAGGCCAAGAAGCUCAAGGAGUACGGGGCACUUGUGUCGGAAAUGAAGGAGCUCCGGGACCUCAACCGGAGGCUCCAGGACGUGCUGCUCCUGAGGCUUGGCAGUGGUCCCGCCAUUGACUUGGAAAAAGUAAAGUCAGAAUGUCUCGAGCCCGAGCCGGAGUUACGGAGCACUUUCAGUGAGGAAGCAAAUACGUCGUCCUAUUACCCUGCUCCUGCACCUGUCAUGGACAAGUAUAUCCUAGACAAUGGCAAGGUCCAUCUGGGAAGCGGGAUUUGGGUUGAUGAGGAGAAAUGGCACCAGCUACAAGUAACCCAAGGAGAUUCCAAGUACACAAAGAACUUGGCAGUCAUGAUUUGGGGAACAGAUGUUCUGAAGAACAGAAGCGUCACAGGAGUUGCCACAAAAAAAAAGAAAGAUGCGGUCCCUAAGCCACCCCUCUCGCCUCACAAACUAAGCAUUGUCAGAGAGUGUUUGUAUGACAGAAUAGCACAAGAAACUGUGGAUGAAACUGAAAUUGCACAGAGACUCUCCAAAGUCAACAAGUACAUCUGUGAAAAAAUCAUGGAUAUCAAUAAAUCCUGUAAAAAUGAAGAACGAAGGGAAGCAAAAUACAAUUUGCAAUAAACUUUGGAUUUUUCAUAAAGCCUUAUCGUUUUUCCUUGCGUGGCUUGUGAUUUGCGGGCGAUGGUGCUGUCCAGAUCAGACCCAACCGUGCGUGGUGGGAUGCGGGCAGGGAGCCAGCAGGUUUCCAGGGUCAUCGACUUGCCCUGAACGUGGACUCCCCAUUCCAAAGAAGUCAGACGGAUUUGCUGAGACUCAGGCAGCAACAUGGCGCCAGCGUCAUUCUGGGGAUGGGGAAAGUACUGUCUUUUCGGAGGGGGAUAAAGUGUCUCUGAGUUGCCUAUCACUUGACUGAGAAUUUGAACUAAUAUUUUUACCAUUCAAGGACUUCUAUCUCUGUUCCUCUAUUUUGUUCUAUAAUAAAGCCUCAUUAAUUCUUUGA